Molecule: messenger RNA, 3447 nt
Organism: Acanthamoeba castellanii str. Neff
Lineage: Eukaryota; Discosea; Longamoebia; Acanthamoebidae
Product: LsmAD domain containing protein
Exons: 19
Coding region: 1-3447 (1148 amino acids)
Biological process (GO): cytoplasmic stress granule assembly
Cellular component (GO): cytoplasmic stress granule
Molecular function (GO): RNA binding
Source: RefSeq, a predicted model, not a curated record
AUGUCACAGAGCGGAUCGCCUCAUCGCAGCCGCAGGAAGGAUAACACCUCGCAGCAGGGUUCGAGGGACCAGUACUCGCGCGGCAAUGCUGGCAAGUCCUCCAACCCGACCAAGUCGUCAUCACUGGCCAAAUCGGAUAAGGCCCAUGGCGGUAAGCACUUCUCGAAUGGUGGAUCCUCGGGAGGCAGCAGCGGCAGCCACGAGAUCAAGGUCUCCCGCAACCCCCAGUCCUACACGAGCGCCGUCAGCAGAUAUUCGGAUUCGGACAACAUCGAUGGCCCCUCCGAGCGCACUCACUACAUUGCCAUGAAUCUCAUUGGCCAGCAAGUGCGCGCGGUGCUCAAGGACGGUACCGUCUACGAGGGCCUCUUCCACAACCCCAUUUUUGAUCGAGGCUUCGGUGUGGUUCUCCACAUGGCCAGGAAGAAGGAGAGCGGCGACUCUGGGGUGAUCAGGACGCCGCCGAUCGACGUGGUCACCGUGCAGCCGCAGGACCUCGUCAUGCUCGACGCGCCCGAGGUGGCCUUCGUCGAAGACAGCGCCGAGUUCAAGAAGCAGAUGAUGCGCGAGGACACAGAGAUCAGCGGCCGGGACUUCAGCGAGAGGGAGCUGGUCCCCUGGCUGGCGCCUGAGGAGGCCGGCGGUAUGGGCGGGCUUGAAGAAGAUGCAGGUGCCCGCAACCGGUGGGAUCAGUUUGAGGCCAACGAGAGGUUGUUCGGCGUCCGCACCACCUACGACGAGAGGUUCUACACAACCGAAAUUGACAGACAGCGCGUCUCUAGAGAGGUUGUGGAGAAGGCCAUCCGUAUCGAACGCGAGAUCAAGCACCAGACGACGAGCAAUUCGCAUCUUGCCGAGGAACGUGGCAUCGUGGCACCCAAGGACGACACCGAAGAUGAGGAGGACAAGUAUUCGUCCGUGAUCCGCGACCAGAAGGGUCCCGGACCCAAGUUUGGCAAGCAGGACGCCAAGGGCAACUCGGCGUACGUGGUGCCGGCCAAGCGGAAGCAGGGCGGCGAGGAGCCGUCGGCGGAGGAGCGCAAUAAGAAGCCCGAGAACGACAAUAGAGACAAGGCGCGGGAGCACGAGUUCAAGAAGCAGCGACAGAGGGAGCUGGAGAUCGAGAGGGAGCGCGAGCGCGAGCGUGAGAAGGAGAAGGAGAGGGAGAAGGCGCGACAGAGGGAGAGGGAGCGGAUUGACCGCGAGCGGGCCGCCAAGGGCCUCCCGCCGUCGUCGCCGUCCUCCAACCUCAGCCGAAGCGCCACUUCCAUCGCAAACCUGGCCGAAGAAGGUAUCUACGCCGAACGAGCUCUCAGUACUUCUGGUGAACGCCCGCGAGCUCCCUCGUCGCCCAAGGUGGCGAGCCUGUCCAACUCGCCUGGAUUCCGUCAGCGCUCGUUCUCGAUGUCGAACCUCGGCGCGGCCACCGCUGCCGAGGGAUCGCCUGCCGGCAACCUAGACCCCGACGACCCGCAGUACAUCGAAAAGCUCCGUGUCAGGCAGAAGCUGCUCGCCGAGAUGCGUUCGCAGGGCGUGGAGCCUCGAGCUGCACCGGAGAAGCUGAAGGCCGAGCCCUUCCACUCGCCCAUUGUCGGCCGCCCCGAGCAGAUCAAGUCUCUCGACCUGUCUCCCGCCGUUCCUCGCGUCUCUGAGUCGGUGCUCAACGAGUUCCAGCAGUUUAAGGACCGGAAGCGCUCGCUGUCGAACGCGUCCCCGGCGGUGCCCAGCAAGCAGGAUAUGGUCAACUUCUCCAAGGAGAUCGAGAAGAAGACGUCGGCGCCCAACUCGCCGGCGCUCAGGGCCAGGCGUGGCGAGCACCAGAUCGCGCCAUCGCCGCUGUCGCCGCGCUACGUGCUCGACGCCACCGCGGCCAAGCUGGAGAAGGAGGGGGAGGCCAAGGGGUCGACGACCACUACCCCGGCGCCUGCGUCGGCGGUCGCAACGCCGGUCACCACCCCCGCCGCGGCCACACCGGCUGCCGAGUCGCCCGCGUCGACCAGCGCCGCCACCACACCGCGCAAGAGCGACGCCGCAACCGCCGCUGCUGCCGCCGGGUCGGACGCGGCCAAGCCGACCGCAGCCGCUGCCACCGAAGGUGCGUCGGCGGCCGAGAGCCAGCCGCCGCUGUCGAAGAUUCAGCCGCCCAGCAUCAAGUCCAAGCUCAACCCCUUCGCCAAGGCCUUCACCCCUAAACGCCCGGCUGCGGCGGCACCUGCUGCCGACAAGCCUGCCGGAGCCUCUCCGCCUGGGAGCGCUGGCAAGCCGACGGUUGACAUCAACAUUCCGGUGAGCAGCUUCUUCUCGCAGGGCAUGCGUCGUCUUCAGGACAACCCGGAAGACCCCGAGCAGGUCGCGCCCGUGUGGCCGUACGGCCGUGUGCCCUACAGGCAGGAGGACGGCGGGAUGCCCAUGGAGGGCUACCCCUAUCCCCCGGGCCGCCCAAUGGGCUACCCCGUGUCCUACGUCACGUCUCCGCCGCCGCAGAUGGGCUCCGGCCAGCCGGUCAUGAUGUUCCCGCCCGGCCAGCCCGUUCCUCGCGGAUUCGUGCCGCAGGGCUCCAUCCCCGGCGGACCGGGAGUGUACUACCCUGGAGGACAGCCCUACCCGCCCCACAUCUACUCGGGGCCGCCCGGUGCCGGGCCAGCGGCUGGCGGGCCGAUGGGUCACAAGGGCCGCAUGGGGGGACCCUACCCGGGACCCCACGGCCACGUCCCGCCGCAUUCGCCCCACGCGCCGCCGCACUCGCCGCAGGGUAACCCCCAGCGCGCGGGGGGUCCGCAGGGUGGCGUGCCGACCGCCGCUGGUGGUCAGCCCGUCCCUCUGGCCGGUGGUCCCCCGCAGGGCUACAGCGGGCAGUUCCCGCCCAACUCGCCGCCGGCCUACGGCGUGCCGCCCCCCGAGCACGGCGCCCCGCACUCGCCCCACGCUCAGCCGGCCUCUCCCCACUCGCCUCACGCUCCUCGCGCACAGCCGCACAUGGUGCCUGUGAGCCCCACGCAGCCGAUCUACUCGUUCCCGCCCGCGCCACACAUUCUUGGCGACCCCCUGGCCGUCCCGCCCGGCCGUGGACCCCACCAACCGAUCCCGCAGCAACCGAUGGUGGUGCCGGGCAUGGCUCCACGAGGAGGCUAUCGGUACCCGCAGGGUCCGCCUCCGCAGAUGGCCCGGGGAGGUGGAGGAGGCGGCAGCGGCGAAUACAUGAACGCGCGGCCGGAGGGCGGCGGCGCGCCCAACAAGUCGCCCGCCCAGGCGCAGCCCUUCCACCCGCGCCAGGGCAACCCGAACGUCAACGCCGGCGCCUUUUACCCCGGCCAGCAGCAGCAGCAACAGCAGCAGCGUGGACCCAACCAGUCGCGCGGUGCCGCUCAGGCUGGCGGUCCUCAGCAGCAGCAACAGGACAAGGAGCGCUUCAAGGUGCCCAACACCGACGUCCUGCCCCAGCAGUAG